Molecule: messenger RNA, 39439 nt
Organism: Ostrea edulis (European flat oyster)
Lineage: Eukaryota; Metazoa; Mollusca; Bivalvia; Ostreida; Ostreidae
Product: MAM and LDL-receptor class A domain-containing protein 2-like
Exons: 169
Coding region: 134-39214 (13026 amino acids)
Cellular component (GO): membrane
Molecular function (GO): protein binding
Source: RefSeq, a predicted model, not a curated record
AUAUCACACCAGCUGCAUCAGCCAUAUCUCCACCUGCAGGCUAACCUGCUACUUCGGGUUUUUUUCCUGGAUAUUUAUGAAAAAUUGUUUUACAGGAGAAAAAAAGUCACCUAUACUGACUGGAGAUAUUUAGAUGCAGAAUUUCGUUAUAAUCUUCUGCCUCCUGGCCGCUGGGUUACCAGCUGUGCAGGGACAGAAUUUGGCUUGUAACUUUGAUGGAAACAAUUUCUGCCAAUGGACCAAUGUGAAUUCACAAAGAAACAUGUUAUGGAGUUUAAAUCGUGGGAGUACAGGGACAGGCGGAACAGGGCCAUCGGCUGACCACACAACUGGCAGUGGGUAUUACAUAUACCUGGAGACAAGUGCAGGUUCCCGAGGUUCAAAGGCUCAACUUCAGAGUCCCAGCUUUAGUGUAAACAGAGGGCAGACCAAGUGUCUGAGGCUUUGGUAUCACAUGUAUGGACCAAAUGUUGGGAACUUGAAUGUCUACCUUAAGAAGAACGGUGUGCUAGGGAGGCCGAUCUGGAGAAGAAACGGCAAUAAAGGGAAUCGAUGGAGGAGCGGGACCAUCAACCUUCAGAGCAACUCAAAUGUUGGAAAUGCCCAGAUUGUCAUCGAGGCGACGAGAGGGAAUGGAAAUAGAGGUGACAUCAGUGUGGACGACAUACAAGUCACAACUGGACCUUGUGGGCAGCAAGGUCAGACAACUCCUGCUUCAGGGGUAACCCCCAGUCCCUCUUCUGUCACCUGUAAUUUUGAAUCGUCCAAUCUGUGUGAGUGGAAGAAUGACAAAACCGACAAUUUUGACUGGGUUUGGAAAAGUGGUUCAACAUCCACAGCCAACACUGGCCCAACUAAUGAUCACACAACCAACACUGCUUCAGGACACUAUGUAUACAUUGAGGCAAAUGGACAUCGACAGGGAGUGAAAGCCCGAUUGAUUGCACCGUCAUAUAGUGGAACACGUUCUACGUGCUUUCAGUUCUACUACAACAUGCAUGGCCAGCACAUUGGUACUCUGAGUGUUUACAAAAAGACGUCUGGAGGACUGGGAAGACCAAUUUGGAGUCUCUCUGGAGAUCAAGGGACGGGAUGGCAGUUUGGACAAGUGUCCAUACGAGGAGGCACAGCUUACAGUGUUGUGUUUGAGGCAACAAGAGGGUCGGGAAAUCAGGGAGACAUUGCAAUUGAUGACCCAAAGAUGUUCACUGGGUCCUGUCCCAAAAGAGGAUCGUGUAACUUUGAAAAGGAUUUUUGUGGGUGGACUAAUAGUGUCACAGACCAAUUUGAUUGGAUAAGGAACAAGGGAACCACAGGCACCACUGGAACGGGACCACCAUAUGACCAUACUAUGGGAAGUAGAAGGACUGGAUAUUACAUUUACAUCGAGGCUAGCAGUCCCCGAGCCCAAGGAGAUGCAGCUCAAAUCAUCAGUGAAGUCUUUCCUCCAUCCCAGCAGCCAUAUUGUAUGCAAUUUUGGUACAACAUGAAUGGAAAUGGAAUUGGGACCCUAACUGUGUAUGCAGUGGCUGAUGGUGUACAAACUCCAUUAUGGCAGUUAUCUGGCCAACAGUCCGGGCAGUGGAACUUUGGGAGAGUCUCUGUCAGAAGUCCCAAGUCUACAUUCAAGUACAUCAUUGAGGGAACCCGAGGAUUUGGAAUAAAAGGAGACAUAGCUCUAGAUGAUAUCAGUGUUACCCAGUCUAACUGUGCAAGGCAGCCUACAAAUUCACGCCCUUCCUCUCAAACAACUACCACCACACCUCUGACUACAACUGUGAGGACAACUCAAGGCAAGACUACAGCAGCCGCCAAUCCACAGACAUCGGUGACAUGUAAUUUCGAUGGAGGUUUCUGUGGGUGGAGUCAGGUGAGGUCUCCCACAGAUGAUUUUGAUUGGUCCAGAAUUAAAAGACCAACAGCAUCAGGCAAUACAGGGCCAAGAGCAGAUCACACAUCAGGAAGGGGCUUUUACAUUUACACGGAAGCCUCAAAUCGACAUCAGAAUGAAAGUGCCCAAUUAAGAUCCCCCACGAUAACGCCAUCCUCUGGAAGAAACACUCGCUGUUUGAGAUUCUGGUACAGUAUGUAUGGGGCUAACAUUGGAUCCUUAAAUCUGUACACGCAGACCCAGUCUACUAUGGGAAACCCUGUGUGGACACGGAAAGGAAAUCAGGGAAACCAAUGGCAACAAGCUCAAGUGACAGUUAAUGUAGCAGUGCAAUAUAACUUUCUCUUUGAAGGAAAGAUUGGAAAUGGUUAUAGAGGCGACAUCGCGUUAGAUGAUGUAUCAUUAACAAACGGAGGAUGUUCAGGACAAACACAGGCCCCUGGAGUGACUACCACGGCCUCUAGCACUGGUGCUCGACGAACCUGUGGAUUUGAGUCGCGUAGUAUUUGUGGGUACAAACAGGACACAACUGACCAAUUUAAUUGGACAUGGAAAUCAGGAAGAACAUCUACAGUGGGAACUGGACCCACCAAUGAUCAUACUUAUGGUACCUCUAGAGGUCACUACAUGUAUACCGAGACUUCAAAUCAACGCCGUAAUGACAAAGCCCGCCUGGUGUCCCCUGUGUAUACCGACCAGAAAGACAUGUGUGUACAGUUUUAUUACCACAUGCUGGGGAAUGGCGUUGGAACACUCAAUGUGUAUGCAAAGGUUGGGUCAAACAUGGGAAGUCCAAUAUUUACCUUAAAAGGAAAUCAAGGAAAUACAUGGAAUCGGGGACAGAUGAGCGUGCCCCAGGGUACUGCUUCCCAGGGCUACAAGGUUGUGUUUGAAGGAGUUCGAGGAACCAAUUUCAGAGGAGACAUAGCCAUUGAUGAUGUAUCAUUCGUCCCAGGAAUGUGUCGUGCAGGAACCUGUGAUUUUGAGACUGAUUUGUGCAAUUGGAGAAACAUCAGGACGGGGGAUGAUUUUGACUGGAUAAAAAACCAGGGAGGUACGGGGACAGCAAAUACUGGACCCUCAGCUGACCACACCCUGGGCACUCUGCAGGGUCAUUAUGUAUACAUCGAGACCUCUACUCCACGUCAGAGGGGGGACAUUGCCUGGUUAGUCAGUAGCACUAUGCCAGCCACAACAUCUGGUUGCAUCAACUUCUGGUACAACAUGAAGGGUCAGACUGUAGACACACUCACUGUGUACCUAACUAUUCCUGGGGGCGGUAAUAGAACAUUAUGGACUCUGAAAGGAAACCAGGGCAAUCAGUGGAUGAACGGUCAGACCCCUCUCUCUUCUACACAGAACUUCCAGGUAGUGUUUGAGGGGCGACGAGGACAAAGUUACACCGGGGACAUUGCGCUGGAUGACAUCACCUUCUCCAACCAGAACUGUGGGGUACAACCAGCUGCAGCGACACCACCUGCAGUGACAGGCACCACGCCAAUGAUCUCGACAGUCGCUCCAAGCAAUGGACCAUUUAACUGUCAGUUCUCCACCAACUUCUGUGGGUGGACACAGAGUACCACGGAUGACUUUGACUGGAGACGGAACAGAGGCUCUACUCUCACCACAGGCACAGGACCUCCCAGUGACCAUUCAGGAAAUGGUUACUAUAUUUACACUGAGUCUAGUGCACCUGUUAAACCCGGACACAAGGCACAACUUAUCAGCCCAAAUGUCCAGCCUGGCAGUCAAGGUCAAAUGUGUCUGAAGUUCUGGUACUACAUGUAUGGGCGUAAUGUGGACAGUCUGAAUGUGUAUGUACAGGCUGGUGUGGUUCUGCCAUCUCAACCAGUCUGGAAGAGAACCGGCACACAGGGAAGACGCUGGAAUCUGGCCUCUGUGGACAUCAGUGCCAAAACUGUCUUCAACGUUAUUCUGGAGGGUACAAGAGGAACUGGGUAUCAGGGUGAUAUUGCGGUAGAUGAUAUCACUAUUGCUAAUGGAACUUGUUCCCAAGGAACCACUCCCUCCCCUACCACGGGGCUCAGCAGUUGUACAUUUGAGGAUAGCAAAUACUGUGGCUUUGUGCAGGACAGGACAGAUGGAUUUGACUGGAAGUGGGGCAGUGGAAGAUCGUCGUCCACCAACACCGGACCUCUCAGUGACCACACUUAUAAGACGGCAGCUGGACAUUACAUGUUUACACAAGGCUCCUCCCAACGUCGGGGCCGAAAAGCUCGACUCAUAAGUCCCAUUUACCUAGCUAACACACAACCAGUGUGUGUGAAAUUUUGGUACAACAUUUAUGGGACUGGUGUUGGAAGACUCAAUGUCUACAAGAAGGCUAGUGGUGUGUUGGGAAGGCCUAUCUGGUCAUUGUCAGGUUCACAAAGUCGAGACUGGCGAGAGGCUUCUGUAACCAUUCCCUCAGGCUCCGCCUACCGAGUGGUGUUUGAGGUAGUCAAUGGCAACAGAAGAGGUGACAUUGCUAUAGACGACUACUCCCAGACCCCGGGCUCCUGUGGAGUUAGAGGAAACUGUAAUUUUGACAUUGGAUUUUGCACCUGGACCAAUGACCAUGCAUAUGAUGUUUUUGACUGGACUCUGGGACACGGUUCUACAAGUAGUAGUAAUACAGGCCCCACGAAUGACCAUACCCAGGGAAAUUCCAAGGGACAAUACAUCUAUAUUGAGGCUUCACGGCCACGAGUCUCAGGAAACAGGGCCACUCUCAAUAGUGAGACACUAAUCUACACUGGUCAUCAAUGUAUGACAUUCUGGUAUCACAUGUAUGGUGCUAACAUUGGAAUACUCAGAAUCUGGAUCCUCCCCAAUGGAACAGUGAAUCCUAUCCCACUGUGGGAACUACAGAAUACCCAGGGAAAUCAGUGGAAACAGGGACAAAUUGCAUUGCCUAAACAGACUGGGACAUUCAUGAUUUUGAUUGCUGGAACUGUUGGUAGUGGAGUACAGGGAGACAUUGCUGUAGAUGAUAUUUCUUUCACAUCGAAUGUAGGAUGUUCACGUAUGCCUGGUAACGCAGUCCCUACUGUGACUCAGAAGACUACCACAGUCAGCACCACUCCAACAACCAGUACCACGCCAUCGACCACCACCACCACCAUGGCAACCACUGCCAAACCUACAGGAGGAAGAAGCUUUGCUUGUGAUUUUACCUAUGAUUCCUGUGGAUGGACACAAGACAAAUCGGACAAUUUUGAUUGGACAAGAAAGAAUGGAACAACAUCCUCUGUUAACACUGGACCAAAAGGAGAUCACACAACAGGAAUGGGAUUCUAUUACUAUGUGGAGGCUUCUGCCCCUCAGACUUCUGGGAUGAAGGCCCGCUUUAUCAGCCCUGUAGUACAGAUUCCUGCAGGAAGCCAGCAGUGCUUCACGUUUUACUACAGCAUGUUUGGAGACCAGGUGGACAAUCUGAAUAUUUACAUGAAGAAAAAUAGUGCCUUGGGGUCAGCUAUUUGGACCAGAAAAGGUAACCAAGGAAGUAGCUGGAUAGCAGGCCAAGUGACCAUUAGUGGACCAGGACCACUCAAUGUGGUGAUUGAGGGCACUAAAGGUCCUGGUUACCGUGGUGAUGUUGGCAUCGAUGAUGUAAACAUAACAUCAGGAGCUUGCAGAGGUCAGAAUUUGAACACAACAGCUAACCCACUGGCAGCUACAACAAUUCCUCAGCUGAGUUGUAAUUUUGAAUCUCAGUCGAUCUGUAACUACAAGCAGCCCUCUUCAGGACUGCAGUGGAAAUGGCAGCAUGGAGGGACCCCCUCAGCCAACACUGGACCUUCGACUGAUCACACCACGGGGACCACCACAGGUCAUUACAUGUACAUCGAAGCAUCUGGAGUAUCUAACCAGGUGGCAAGGUUAACAUCGCUAACGGAAACCCAGACCGGGUCUGCCUGUAUUAGUUUCUGGUUCCACAUGUAUGGACAGAACAUUGGAGCACUGAAUGUCUACACUGCUCAAGGCAGCAAUAUUGGCAGUCCUGUGUGGAGUCGACAGCGAAACCAAGGCAACCGGUGGAACCUGGCUCAAAUUUCCAUUAACCCAUCAAGUCCUUACAGUCUUGUGUUUGAAGCAAAACAUAGAACUGGUUACCAAGGAGAUAUUGCCAUUGAUGACAUUGUUGCUAAACCAGGAAGAUGUGGAGACCCAGGCUCCUGUAGCUUUGAUCAGCGAAAUUUCUGCACAUGGCAGAAUGUCCGAGGAGAUAACUUUGAUUGGUCAGUUCAUGGUGGUGGGACGUCCUCAAGAGGCACUGGCCCUUCUUCAGAUCACACCCUUCAUAAUUCUAAAGGCCUGUAUGCGUAUAUUGAAACCAGUGCUCCACGAAGACGGGGUCAGAAAGCCCAACUUAGGAGUGCUUCCCAAGCCCCGACUGGAAUCUCGGGCAAGUGCUUUAAGUUCUGGUACCACAUGUAUGGUCGAACAAUGGGAACAUUGAAUGUGUAUGUGUCUAAGAAUGUCUCCUCUAACACCCUGCUCUGGACUCUGAGUGGAAACCAAGGAAAUCAAUGGAAAUCAGCUCAGUUAUCCAUAACUAGCACCCAGAGUUAUAAUGUGAUCAUUGAAGGAGUAGUGGGGAGCUCUGUGUAUGGGGACAUUGCUAUAGAUGACCUGUCCUUCUCUGGUGGAGCUUGUGGAUUGUCUCCUGCGAAAGCUCGUCCAAGCUCUGCCACCACAACGACUCUACCAUCCACCACAACCCGACCAGUCACAGCAACUUCCACCGUGGGAGCGUUUAAUUGUAACUUCGAGAGUAACUUAUGUGGCUGGACACAGUUACAAGGAAGGGAUGCUUUUGAUUGGUCAAGACAUAGGGGGUCAACUUCAUCAUCCAACACAGGACCUCCAAGAGAUCAUACCACAGGCCGUGGGUAUUAUGUAUACAUUGAGGCCUCAGCUCCUCGCAGACCUAAUGACACAGCUCAGCUGCAGAGUCCAUCAGUAUCAGCCUCUAGUAACCCACGCUGUCUGACGUUCUGGUACUACAUGUAUGGAGCCCACGUCAACAGUCUGAAUGUGUACAUACCAGCUGGAGCCAAUCUGGGCACGCCCAUCUGGACACGGAAAGGAACACAGGGAAAUAGCUGGAAAAAAGCCCAAGUCACAAUAACUAAAAACAAGCAAUACAAUGUAAUCUUUGAGGGUGUGCGUGGCACUGGUGUUUAUGGAGAUAUUGGUGUGGAUGACAUUUCUCUGUCAUCAUCAGCCUGUGGAGGUUCACCCUCAGGAGCAGGCUCCACCAAUUGUACCUUUGAAGAUGUUUACAUAUGUAAUUACGUGCAGGAUUUAACAGAUAACUUUAAUUGGACUCGAAAGUCAGGAUCCACUGGCAGCCGUGGUACAGGUCCAACAGCUGACCACACGUAUGGUACACCGACUGGUCAUUACAUGUACAUUGAAGCCUCAGCCCCUUCCCGGCCUGGUCAGUUAGCAAGGCUGUUUACCCCAGUUUACACUGCAGUUAGCCAGGAUCAAUGCUUGCAGUUUUACUAUCACAUGUAUGGAAGACAAAUCGGCACCCUUAAUGUUAAGCUGAGGUUAAACAAUGUACUUGGAAGUAGCAUUUGGAGCAAGUCUGGAAAUCAAGGAAAUCAGUGGACCAUUGCUCAAGUGACGAUGCGGAAUUCUCAAAUCAACACACCGACUUACCAGGUAGCUUUUGAGGGGGUGAGAGGAGCCGGAUACCUCAGUGAUAUCGCUAUUGAUGACGUUUCCAUUGUCAAUGGAUCUUGUCAGGCCCCAGGGAGCUGUAAUUUUGAAAGGGGGCGCUGUGAGUGGACAGAAGCACAUUCAGGGGAUGAUUUUGACUGGAAGCAGGGGUCGGGUCGAACCACUUCCUCCGGGACGGGUCCUUCUUCUGACCACACUCUGCAGUCCAACAGUGGUCACUAUCUGUACCUUGAGGCCUCAGCACCAAGAACACAAGGGGACAAAUGUUGGUUGGUUAGCCCAAGAUUUCCUGCCACCAAGAACACCUGUUUCCAAUUCUGGUACAGCAUGAAUGGCAGGAACAUCGGCUCUCUCACUGUGUACAUCUUGUAUCCUGAUGCAGGCACCAAUAACACUGUGUGGUCCAUCAGUGGAGAUCAAGGGAACAGGUGGUUACAAGGACAGGUACCCAUCAGUGCAACAAGAACUUAUCAGGUUGUAGUGGAGGGUAUGAGAGGAAAUGGAUUUGCUGGGGAUAUUGCAUUAGAUGAUGUGUCUUUCUCUUCAUCAACCUGUGGAAUCAGUCCAGCUAAUGCUGUGCCAGCAGGUGUUUCAACCAACCCAGUCACAACCAUGGCCACCACUCAACCAGUACAAGGUCAGCUGAACUGUGACUUCAGUACUGGACCGUGCCUCUGGACACAAGACAAGACUGACCAAUUUGAUUGGACCAAGAAGAGUGGUGCCACAGCCACUGCUAACACUGGACCACCAAAUGACCACACACAGAAAACAUCAGCUGGCUACUACUAUUACAUUGAGACAUCGGCUCCUCGUCGCCGGGGAGACAAGGCUCGCUUUGUCAGUCCUCAGAUCGCAGUGACACAAUCUGACGGUAACAAAUGCUUCAGUUUCUGGUAUUACAUGUACGGUGACCAUGUGGAUCAUCUGAAUGUGUACAUGAACUUGGGUAAUGGUCUUGGACGGCCAAUCUUCACCAAGCAAGGAACACAGGGACAAAAAUGGAUUCAAGCCAGUAUCACUCUUUCCCCAAAAGUUCCUUUUCAAGUGGUUAUUGAGGGAGUUGUAGGCAGAAGUUACCGCGGAGAUAUUGCCAUUGAUGAUGUUUCCUUGUCGGACGGCACUUGUAGUGGAUCUUUCAGUGGUCUGGAUUGUAACUUUGAACAGGCUGACCUGUGUAAUUAUGUCAACAUCCAGGAUAACAAUACGGAUGUAUUUGAUUGGUUUAAAGCCACCGGAACGACUGGAUCACAAGGAACUGGACCAAGCAGUGACCAUACGUAUGGGACAGCAUCUGGCCAUUACGUAUAUAUUGAGGCCUCUGCUCCACGUAAACAAGGAGACAAUGCGAUGCUGAUUUCUGCUCAGCAGCCGUCACCGACAACAGACAUGUGUUUUGAGUUCUGGUACAGUAUGUUUGGAGUAGAAACAGGGACACUGAAUCUGUACAUUAAGUAUGGCAACAAUCUAGGAAGCCCCGUGUGGACCAAGCAAGGGAACCAGGGGCAGCGCUGGAUUCGCGGACAGUAUGGAGUAAAAGCUAACAGCCAAUCCUUUCGUGUCGUGUUUGAAGGAAUCCGAGGGAAUGGCUACAGAGGAGACAUUGCUAUUGAUGAUUUAAAGUUGAAACAAGGACUCUGCAGCACAACAAAUGCUGGCAAUUGUAACUUUGAGAUCGACAAAUGCAGCUGGUCGGAUUUACACACCGAUGAUUUUGAUUGGUUGAGUGGCAGUGGUACCACCACUAGUUCCUCAACUGGACCAAGGAGUGACCACACCACUGGCAAUGCCACGGGAAAGUACCUCUUCAUUGAGACAUCUGCACCCCGUCAUCCUGGAGAUGAGGCGGUGCUGCAGAGUGCCACCUUCCCCUCCACCACAGGUCAGUGUAUGCAGUUCUGGUACAACAUGUAUGGUGCCACCAUAGGGUCUCUAUAUGUCAGUGUACUCUCCCAGGGCUCAAACACCCCUACGAAAGUCUGGGAACUCUCAGGAGCCCAGGGCAAUCAAUGGCUGAAUGGUCAGGUCAACAUUGUCAGUAAUUCUCCCUAUCAGAUACAGAUCACAGGUGUCCGAGGUAAUGCUUACUCUGGAGAUAUUGCUAUAGAUGAUAUCUACUUUGACUUCUCCAUUCCUUGUAACCUGAAGCCAAGCAAUGCUAAUCCUUCACUGUAUACCACCACCAUGUCCACUACACAAGGACUGUCAGCUACUGCUAUCCCAGGCGGAUUUCCUUGUAACUUUGACACUGACACUUGUGGCUGGAUCCAGGACAAGACGGAUAACUUUGAUUGGCGACGUCAGAGAGGAUCCACAGGAUCUCGGGGUACUGGUCCCUCGACUGACCACACCAACAAAACUGGUUAUUACAUGUACAUUGAAACCUCGGCUCCACGCCGCCCGGGAGACAAGGCCCGACUUAUCAGUCCUCCAAUCAAUGGGAAAUAUGCCCAGUGUGUUAGCUUCUACUAUCACAUGUAUGGCCCACAUGUCAAGAGUCUGAAUGUUUACUUGACCAGUGGAAACUCGACAGUAGGGAGUCCCGCCUGGACCAGACAGGGAACACAAGCCAAUGCCUGGGUCAUGGGGCAGCUACAGAUUGCAGGGGGAUCACUCACACAGGGAAUCACAAAUGUGAUCUUUGAAGGUGUCCGUGGCAUCAGUUACCUUGGUGAUAUUGCUAUUGAUGAUGUCUCUCUAACAGCAGGAAGUUGUUCACAAGUUACACCAGUCCCAUCCAUUGGCUCCAUAAUCUCCAAAAUUAACUGUGAUUUUGAAAAUACCAACAUCUGUAACUAUGUACAAGACACCACAGACCGCUUCAACUGGACACGUAAAACUCGAGCCACCAACUCACGAUUUACUGGACCAACAAAUGACCACACAUAUGGGACUUCAACAGGUCAUUACAUGUAUAUCGAAAGCUCUUCUCCUCGUCGCCGUGGUGAUGCAGCCAGAUUAUGGACCCCUAACUUUAACCCCAAGCGUGGUCAGUGCGUCUCUUUCUGGUACCACAUGUACGGCAGGACCAUGGGAACACUCAACAUUUAUGCUGCUGACAUGACAACAACAAACCCUGUCAUUGGCUCACCUAUCUGGACUCUGUCUGGUAACCAAGGAAACGCUUGGAUGCAGGAAUAUAUCAGUCUGCCAACGCCCACAGUAGCUAGUGUUGUGUUUGAAGGAGUAGUGGGGACUGGUUACUUCAGUGAUAUUGCUAUAGAUGAUGUAAAACUUGUGUCUAGUUGUCCAAAUCCAGGUGACUGUAGUUUUGAGAACAGUUUCUGUGGUUGGAGGAACAGUAAAACGGACAAUUACGACUGGGUGCUGAUGAGUGGAGGCUAUUCUGGAACCAACCCUCAUUUCAGUGGUGACCACACUUAUGGUACAGGCAAUGGUACAUACCUCUAUAUCAAUGGAGCCCUGACUCUCCCCAAGGGAAGUAUUGCCCAGAUUGUGUCUCCCACCCUGUCUGCCACCAGCUCGAGUGGGGCUUGUAUGAGAUUCUGGUAUAUUAUCUCUGGAUCCAGCACAAGAAUGAUCAAAGCCUAUGUACAACAGGGUAACACAACCUCAGAUCUGUGGUCUUUAACUUACUCUCGCACUAAUCGGUGGCUCCAGGGCCAGUUCCCCAUCAACAGUGCCACCCCAUACAGAAUCAUCAUGGAAGGAGUAUUUGGGGCCACUAGAAAUGGGUUCCUGGCAUUGGAUGACUUCACUGUCACCAGUGGAACCUGUAGAACAAGUCCACCCGAUGCCAUGACGGGCACCACUCUGUCUCCUCCCCAGACAACUUCUGUCACCACACCCGGACCAACAAAUGCUCCUUCUAAAUGGGACUGUAACUUUGAGUCGGGAUACUGUUCCUGGACUCAGGCAAAGGAUGACCAGUUUGAUUGGACGAGAACGCGAGGCAGUACAGGAACCACCAACACGGGACCUUCCAGCGACCAUACAACAGGUAGUGGUUAUUACAUCUACAUUGAGACCUCUCUCCCUCGUCAUGUUAAUGACACAGCUAGAAUAACGAGCCAGCUCAUCACUCAGAACUCCACCAUGUGUCUGAACUUCUGGUACCACAUGUAUGGUACUUCAGUGCGCACUCUUAAUGUCUACUUAAAAUCGGGUGGUUCACUUGGAACUCCUGUGUGGAGUCGGACAGGGACCCGCAGCAAUCAGUGGUAUUCUGCCUCUGUGGAUGUGCAGAAUUCUGCAUCAUACCAGAUUGUGUUUGAAGGUGUGAGGGGGACCAGCUACAGAGGAGAUAUUGCUCUUGACGAUAUCUCAGUAUCCAUGGGGUCGUGUUCAGGAAUCACAUCCUCUGGUUUGUGCACAUUUGAGGACUCCAGCUACUGUGGCUACCAGCAAGACACUACUGACGAUUUUCAGUGGACGUGGAGGAGCAGACGAACAUCCUCCACUGGCACAGGUCCCACUAAUGACCACACUUAUGGCACUUCUUCAGGACAUUAUUUUUACACGGAGUCUUCACGACCCAGACGACCUCGACAGAAGGCUCGCCUGAUCAGUCCCAAUAACGCAGCCACUUCUGGAUCCUGUGUCAGCUUCUGGUACCACAUGUAUGGAGCCACCAUGGGCACACUCAAUGUGUACGCCCGGUCUGGUGGUGUUCAGGGAAGUGCCAUCUGGACACAGACAGGAAACAAGGGAAAUAAGUGGUUAAAAGCACAGGUUUCAGUCAAACAGCAAGCAACCUGGCAGGUUGUCUUUGAGGGUAUCAUAGGAAACGGUUACCAGAGUGACAUCGCCAUUGACGAUGUCCAGGUUUCCAUUGGUUCAUGUGGGAAUCCGGGAGACUGUAACUUUGAAAAAGGCACCUGCACUUGGAGGAACACAAAUCAAGGAGAUGAUUUUGAUUGGCUAAGGAAGCGAGGUCAAACUGGCAGUCAGUUUACAGGACCCCAGAGUGAUCACACCCAGCAAAAUAGUCAAGGAUAUUACAUGUUCAUCGAGACCUCAGCACCGCGAGUGGCUGGAGACAAAGCAUGGUUGUUGAGCUCUCAGUUUAAUCCUACCUCCUCUUCAGGCUGUAUGUCAUUCUGGUAUCACAUGUAUGGUAGUGACAUCGGUACUCUAAAUGUGUAUGUGAAUGGCAGUAGCAAAGUGUUGUCAUGGACACUAUCUGGUACCCAAGGAAACCAGUGGAAUCAAGGACAGAUUCCCAUUACCAGACAGUCCAGUUCUUAUAUGGUGAUAGUGGAAGGCAUUCGUGGAAAGAAUUAUCAAGGUGAUAUUGCAAUCGAUGACAUCACUUUUACAAAAACAGGAUGUGGAGUGAUUCCAACCAAAGCAAAACCUGGUAACGGCUCAACAACAACUCAAGCACCUGCCACGACAACACCAUUUGUCUCGCAGUCCCAGUAUGACUGUGAUUUUGAGAACAAUCUGUGCAACUGGCAGCAGGAUAUGACCGAUGUAUUUAACUGGACUCGAACUCAGGGACCCACAGGUUCUGUCAGCACCGGACCAACCAAUGACCAUACCAAGGAAAAUGCACAAGGAUGGUACGUUUUCAUCGAGACCUCAUCUCCAAGACACUUAAAUGACAGUGCUCGCCUUUUGUCUGCCUCAGUUCCAGCUAACCAGCAAUACUGCUUACAGUUCUACUACCAUAUGUAUGGAGCUAACAUCAACAGCCUCAACAUCUAUCUCAAGAAAAAUGGACAGCUUGGAAAUGCUGUAUGGACCAAACAUGGUACACAAGGAAACAAGUGGAAUAAGGGUCAGCUCCCAAUAUCUGCCCAGGCAACAUCAUUCAAUAUUGCCUUUGAGGGGCUAGUUGGCACAGGAUACCGUGGAGAUAUUGGACUGGAUGAUAUCAAAUUAAUCACUGGAACUUGUCCCUCAGCUGGUGGAAUUCAGUGUGCAUUUGAAAGCACCAACCUGUGUGGAUGGACUCAGGAUAAAAGUGACCAAUUUGACUGGACACUGAAAGCAGGUCACACCAUUUCCUCUGGAACAGGACCAUCAGCUGACCAUACCUCAGGAACUGCAACAGGUAAAUACAUCUACAUUGAGGCAAGUGCCCCUCGUCGCCGUGGAGACAAGGCCCGAAUCCUCAGCCCAACACUCCCUGGAGGGUCCCCCAUGUGUUUCCAGUUCUACUACCACAUGUAUGGACCACACAUUGGUACUCUGAAUGUGUUUGUCAAGUCUGGUACCUCUGGAUCUAAGAUUGUGUGGAACAAAUCUCUGAAUCAGGGCAACAAGUGGGUGUUUGCCGAAGUGACCAUCCCCCAAAGCUACACAAACUAUCAGGUUGGAUUCGAAGGAAUAGUAGGUAAUGGAUAUGGUGGAGACAUUGCAGUUGAUGAUGUCACAACAUUAGCCCAACCUUGUGGAAGCUCCCAGAGUGGAUGUGACUUUGAAAGUACAUGUUCGUGGACAAACACCCAAACAGGAGAUCAAUUUGAUUGGCUUAAAGGUCAUGGAUCAACAAAUAGUGGACAAACUGGACCAAGCAAUGACCACACACUUGGAAACUCUCAAGGACACUACCUGUUUAUUGAAGCCUCAGCUCCCCGCAGACCAAAUGAUAAAGCUCGACUGGUCAGUCCUGUGUUUCAAGCCACAACCACAAAAUGCCUGAACUUCUGGUUCAAUAUGUAUGGAUCAAAUAUUGGACAUCUUCGAGUUUACAUCCAAUCCCAGAAUGGCACGACUCGUAGAAUUUGGGACCUGUUUGGAGACCAAAGCUCCCAAGCCUGGAAACAAGGAAGAGCGGCCUACUCUAGCCCCACACCAUUUACACUGAUAAUUGAGGGACAGAGAGGCAAUGGCUAUAGAGGAGACAUAGCUAUUGAUGACAUUUCUACAACUGACACGUAUUGUCCAAUCACCCCGCCAGCAGCAUCUACUCCAGACUCGUUCACUCAGGCUCCAGUGUCCACAACAAGUACAACACCCUCGGCUCUUCCCACGCCAUUUGACUGUAAUUUUGAGAGUGGAAUCUGUUCCUACACUCAGGAUAAAUCUGACAGAUUUGAUUGGACAAGAGCAAACGGACCAACAGGAACAGCAAAUACUGGGCCAGCUAUUGACCACACAUUUAAAAAUGCUACUGGACACUACAUGUUCAUUGAAACUUCCAGUCCAAGGCGACCGAAUGACACAGCUCGUUUGAUUUCUCAAACUGUGACCCGAACCACUGGAGCGUGUCUGCGAUUCUGGUACCACAUGUAUGGGACUCACAUUAACACCCUCAAUGUUUACACAAAGACUGCCGGGCAACUGGGAACUCCAGUCUGGAGUCAUACAGGGACUCUAGGAAAUCAGUGGAACCAAGCCAUUGUUAAUAUUGUCAACAACCAGAACUUCCAGCUGGUUUUCGAGGGAGUUCGUGGAACCAGUUACCGUGGUGAUAUAGCCAUUGAUGACAUCACAUACUCCUUCCAGCCUUGUCCUUCAGGAACAAGUUACAGCUGUAACUUUGAAAAUGCCAAGAUUUGUGGUUUUACCAAUGUCCAUGGAAAUGACACUUUUGAUUGGACCAGAUUUGGUGGUAGGACCGGCAGUACUUAUACAGGUCCCACCAGUGACCACACAUAUGGAACAGCAAGAGGACACUACAUGUACACAGAGUCUAGUGCUCCCCGGCGAUAUAGGGACAAAGCCUGGCUGGUCAGUCCAGCUUAUCCGUCCACCGUUGGAUCCUGUCUUAGCUUCUACUAUCAUAUGUAUGGCCUCAACAUUGGAACACUCAAUGUGUAUCUACAGACUGGUUCGAAUUCUCAACAACUUUGGAGCAAAAAUGGUAACCAAGGAAACAAGUGGUUGCUAGCGCAGACCAGUGUCCAGUCACCAAACAGCAAUUACACAAUUACUUUUGAAGGAAUUAUCGGAAAUGGUUACCGUGGAGACAUUGCCAUUGAUGAUGUGUCAGUUGUUCCGGGACUAUGUAGAUUACCAGGAAACUGUGACUUUGAGACAAAAACAUUCUGUACCUGGGUGAAUUUACAGAAUGAUGAUUUUGAUUGGUUGGUUGGCAGUGGUAGUACGAGCAGUACUCUUACUGGGCCCUCCAAUGACCACACACACAACCAGGACAAUAAUGGCCACUAUGCCUUUAUCGAGGCCAGUGCUCCUCGAGUUCCAGGGGAGGUGGCUCGCCUCCAGAGUACCCAGUUCCCGGCCAGCUCUGCCAGGUGUCUGCACUUCUGGUAUCAUAUGUACGGCUCAGGAAUAGGGUCACUAAAUGUGUACGUGGUUAAUAGUGGCGGGAACAAAACUGUGUGGUCCUUAUCUAAAAGUCAGACCAAUCAAUGGCAUCCUGCUCAGGUGGCUGUUACCAGCAAUGUACAGUACAAUGUGAUCUUCGAAGGAAUCCGGGGCUCUUCUUACCAAGGAGACAUGGCUAUAGAUGAUGUAACCUUCUCUGGUAGUAACUGUGCAUUACAACCAGCCAGUGCCAACCCAGCCAAUCAGAAUACCACUCCAAAACCAGUUACCAUGACAACAACAGCCACGGCAACUCCAGCCCCCACUGUGUAUGAUUGCAACUUUGAACAAGGCUUGUGUAAGUGGACUCAGAUUGUUACGGGGGAUCAGUUUAAUUGGACUCGGGCUCAGGGUCCCACUGGGUCUGCACUCACAGGGCCCACCAAUGACCACACCACAGGAACUCGUAAUGGCUGGUAUCUGUAUAUUGAGGCUUCAUCUCCGCGUAGACCAGGGGACAAGGCCCAGCUGACCAGUCCACUAAUUUCAGAUAGACAGACUCGCUGUCUGAGUUUCUGGUAUCACAUGUACGGCACACAUGUCAAUACAUUGAAUGUUUAUGUCAUGAGUGGGUCUCCCACUUUAGGAACACCAGUGUGGACUAAGAAAGGCACACAAGGAAACCGAUGGAUCAAGGCCACGGUCAAUAUAAAACCCACCAUGGCCUACCAGGUUGUCUUUGAAGGAGUCAGGGGCACUAGUUACCGCGGAGAUAUUGCUAUUGAUGACAUCAGAUUGUCUAUGGGACCAUGUCAAAAUAUUGGAGUCGACCCGAUGGCUUGUAACUUUGAGUCUAGUUCAGUUUGUGGUUAUCUCCUGAAGUUGCCAACAGAGAGAUUUAUGUGGGUCUUGCAUACCGGUAACACUGCCUCUUCUGGAACUGGUCCUACAGCUGACCACACUUUGGGCACUCCCAGCGGUCAUUAUGUGUUCAUGGAAUCAUCAGCCCCUAUGGCUCCCAACAACACCGCCCACCUUGUCAGUCCCCAGUACACUCCACAAAAUCCUGGAUCCCCCAUUUGUUUGACAUUUUACUAUCAGAUGUAUGGUCAGAAUGUUGGAUCUCUCAAUGUCUAUCAAACCAAUGGUGGCACUGCUCUUGGUACUCAACCAAUAUGGAGCAGGAACUUCAAUCAGGGCCAACCUUGGCACCAAGGGCAGAUCACUCUCAAUCCCGCAGGCACAUACAGGGUUAUAUUUGAGGGAGUUAGAGGAAAUGGAUACCGAGGAGACAUAGCUAUUGAUGACAUCUCUAGUUCAUCUGGAGCUUGUCAAGUCACAGGUGCCUGUAACUUUGAAUCACCCUGCAGCUGGUCCAACACUCAGGUGAAAGACAAUUUUGAUUGGCUUGUAUCCAGUGGUGGGACCACUAGUCGAUUUACUGGUCCUUCAUUUGACCACACAUUCCAAAACUCCUCUGGCCACUAUAUCUACAUAGAGUCCAGUGCCCCAAGGGUUCAGGGAGAUACAGCUAGAUAUGUUAGCCAGGCCUUCCCUGCUCAGACAAAUGAUGCCUGUCUGAGUUUUUACUUCCAUAUGUAUGGAUCUGACAUUAGCUCACUCAGUGUGUAUGUCCUAACGAACACCACGUCGGAUUCCACUACUAAUGAAGCUCGACUAUGGAAGCUUACGGGACAGGCAGGAAAUUCCUGGCAGCAGGGACAGAUGAACAUCCCCAGUCAGUACUCCGGGAAACCUUUCCAGCUGGUAUUUGAAGGUGUCCGGGGUACAGGAUAUAAAGGGGACAUUGCUGUGGAUGACAUCUCCGUGGACCUGACAUCAGGGUGUACAACCACCCCAGAUAUAGCUAAACAAAGUGGAUAUGGAAAUGUUAGGUGUGAUUUUGAUUAUAAUGGAAUCUGCAAUUGGAAGCAGAGUACAGCAGACACAUUUGACUGGUCAUUAAACAAUGGCACAACCCCGAGUCGGGGGACUGGACCCCUUGCAGAUCACACCCAGAAUCAAGAUCCUAAUGGUGGAACUUCAGUUGGUAACUACCUAUACCUGGAGGCCUCUGGUCAUCAUAACAACGACUAUGCAGUUCUCUUGUCCCCCAUCAUUCCACCGACAGGCAUGUCAGGUUAUUGUUUCACUCUCUGGUACCACAUGUUUGGACCUAACAUUGGUGUAUUCAGUGUCUACAGUAUGAUUGGAGGGAAGAAAAUCCUCCAGUUUACUAAAAGAGGGACACAGGGAAAUCAGUGGAAACAAGCCGUGAUUAACGUCAAUAGUACAACUGAUUUCCAGCUGAUGCUCCAGGGCUCUGUGGGCAAUGGCUGGGCCGGAGACAUUGCUAUAGAUGACAUUAAGUUUGAUAGCCUACCCUGUGUCAACUCCUCCCUGCCUCAACAAGCAUCAACUUCAACUCAUUGUGACUUUGAGACUGAUACAUGUGGUUGGAUGCAAGAUACAACAGAUGACUUUGAUUGGCUAAGGCACUCCAAUAACACAGGUAGUUUUGGCACUGGACCAGUAGGUGACCAUACAACAGGAGCUGGCACUGGUUACUACAUGUACAUCGAAGCCUCCAGACCCAGAAGACGUGGACAAAAAGCUCGCUUUGUGAGCCCGAACCUCCCCAGCUCUACCGGAGAAUGUCUGACCUUCUACUACAACAUGAACGGCAGAACCAUGGGUACGCUCAAUGUGUACGCUCAGGCAUCUGGGUCUCUGGGUAGCCCUGUGUGGACCAAAUCAGGGAAUCAAGGAAGCAAAUGGCAGGUGGCCCAGGUCACUCUCACCAGUUCCAGCCAAUUUCAGGUUGUGUUUGAGGGGGUGGUGGGCUCCUCCUACUUCAGUGAUAUAGCUAUUGAUGAUGUCUCCAUUGUCCCUGGUUCCUGUCCCUCUCCUGGCUCCUGUAACUUUGAACAAGGAUUGUGUGGCUACUCCAAUGUUCAGGGAGAUGAAUUUGAUUGGACGAGAAGUAAGGGCCUGUCUCCCUCUUACUACACUGGACCCACUGUAGAUCACACCACAAACUCGGGUUCUGGGUACUAUGUGUUCAUUGAGACCAGUAAUCCGCAGAAGCGUGGAGAUCGAGCAUGGCUGAAAAGCUCCUCAUUGACUCCGACUACAGGAAAAUGUCUGCAGUUUUGGUAUAGCAUGUAUGGCAGUGGAGUAGGCACCCUUAAUGUGUUCCUGGUGUAUGGAUCAUCCAACAGAACUCUCUUCACGGCCUCAGGUAACAAAGGUCAAGGCUGGCUUCAGGGUCAAGCCACAAUAACGACAAAUUCUCCCUAUAACAUUGUGUUUGAGGGAGUCAGAGGGGCAGAUUACCAUGGGGAUAUUGCUUUGGACGACAUCAAGUUAUUGGACGGAACUUGCAACCUCCAAACCACUCCCUCAUCAGUGUCAACUCCGCCCACCCCUGGACCUUCAGCAGCUCCCUUGCUGAUUUGCAACUUUGAGAGUGAUUUCUGUAACUGGCAACAAGACAAGACGGAGAACUUGGACUGGACCCGGGACUCGGGUGGAACAGCCUCCAGAGGCACUGGGCCAUCAUUUGAUCAUACCACCGGGGGCAGGACCGGCUACUACAUUUACACUGAAGCCAGCGUCAAUAACAACAAAACAGCCCGACUUCUCAGUCCCUCUCUGUCUGUGUCUGGCGUUGUCUGUGUGAACUUCUGGUAUCACAUGUAUGGGGCAAACAUCAACAGGAUCAACCUGAGACUGAAGCACGCUGGAAGACUUGGUCAGCCACUCUGGACAAAGAUUGGAAAUCAGGGAAAUCAGUGGUUUAAUGCUAAAGUGGACUUGCUUUCUCAGAAUGGAGAUUUAGUUGUGUUUGAAGGCAUUACAGGGCGUGGGUACCAGGGCGACAUGGCACUGGAUGACAUUUCUGUUCUGAAUGGUCCUUGCAAUGUUGGCCCUUCAACCUUUUGUGACUUUGAGGAUGUCAGCAUUUGUAGCUACCAACAAGAUCCAACAGACAACUUUGAUUGGACAAGAAAGGCUGGAAGGACCACCUCCACUGGAACAGGACCCACAAAUGACCACACCUAUGGCACCAGUGCUGGCCAUUACAUGUUCACUGAAUCAUCAUCACCACGACGACAGGGCGACAAAGCCCGCUUACUGAGUCCGCAGUACCCUGCUACCAAUGGCCAGUGUCUGACAUUCUGGUAUCACAUGUAUGGACUUAACAUCGGAAUGCUGAAUGUUUACACCAGCUCUUUCAACAAACUCAGUGCAGCUCUGUUUACAAUCUCCGGUGACCAAGGCAACCAGUGGCGCCAGGCUCAACUGACCAUGCAAGUACAGGAAGCAUAUAAGAUUGUGUUUGAGGGAGUGAUUGGUACUGGUUACAGAGGAGACAUCUCCAUUGAUGACAUCAAACUGACCCCCGGAGCUUGUGCAGGAUUGGCUAGCUGUGACUUUGAAUCUGACCUUUGUGGGUGGGUCCAGAGGCAGGAUGACAAAUUUGAUUGGAUCAGACGAUCUGGACGCACCCCUACAUUGAUGACAGGUCCAGCAAUUGAUCACACAAUAGGAUCUUCAUCAGGAUUUUACGUUUACAUGGAGUCCAGUCCGCCCAGAAAGCGAGGAGACAAUGCAGUGCUCUCCUCUCAGAUUAUCCCUGUGGCACCCUACUGUUUUAAGUUCUGGUACUACAUGUAUGGAUCCAAUGUCGGCAGUCUUAACAUCUCACAAGUGUUCUCUGGUAACCCACCAACCAAAACCCUAGUGUGGUCCACAAGUGGUGACCAAGGACCGCGGUGGAAGAGUGGCAAUGUCAGCAUGAGUAAUGCUUACGCUGACUUCUAUAUCUAUGUUGAGGCUGAUGUUGGUGGCGGUACCCAGGGAGACAUUGCAGUUGAUGAUUUCAUUCUAGACAACUUUGAUUGUUCUGCAGAGCCAAAGACCAAUGGCACCUUCCAAUGUAAAGAUCCUCUGAAAACCCUGAUUCCACAAACCAAAGUUUGUAACUUCAUCAGGGACUGUUCUAAUGCAGCUGAUGAGGCUGACUGUGGAGCCUGUGAUUUUGAGCAGGACUUCUGUACCUGGGUAGCGACAGGAACUGGGUCGUUUGCUUGGUUACGAGGAGGCAACAAGACGGCCACUGCCAACACUGGGCCGCGUUAUGACCACACCAUUGGUAACGCUGCAGGUCACUACCUGUACAUUGAUGCCAGUUACGGUUCCAUCACUAGUCAGGCUGAGCUGACCGGGCCCACUCUACAGGCCUGCAGUUCCACGUGUCAGUUCCAAAUGUGGUACAACAUGUACGGUACAGGUAUAGGUGUACUGAGUGUUCUGAUCAGAGAAAAUAACAGGGACACAGAAAUCUGGAGACGAUCUGGUAACCAAGGCCAAAACUGGCAGAAAGCAAUCAUUGACAUUGGACGGGUUGAUGGAGCAUUCCAGCUCCUGAUCCGGGCGACCCGGACCUACAGUGUGCAGGGAGACAUCGCUAUUGACGACUUCCAACUCAUCAACUGCAACUAUCCAGCUGCUCAGGCCACCUGUCCUUCCCCUUACCAGUUCCACUGUACGGUCAACAAGGGCUGCGUACCAGACAAACAGCGUUGCGACUACAGCGAUGACUGUGGAGACGGCUCUGAUGAGGCCCCUUCUUCUUGCAAAUAUUACCCUGCCUCGUGCAACUUUGAGAGAAGCAUCUGUAGUUGGACUCAAGAUAAAACUGAUAAAUUUGACUGGACGAGAGCUAAUGGUCACACUGCAACAUACGGAACAGGUCCAUCCCGUGAUCACACUCGGGGAACAGCCUCGGGCUAUUACAUGUUCAUUGAGUCCUCAUCACCCCGCAGACGUGGAGAUAUGGCCCGUCUUAUCAGCCCGUUGUUCACUGCGGUACCGCCCACCCAAAACACAUGUCAGCUGCGAUUUUUCUACCAUAUGUUUGGUCGCAGCAUUGGAUCAUUGAAUGUUUAUACUAGAGAAACAGUCACUGGACCGAUGAAAAAGAUUUGGUCUAAAUCGGGAAAUGUUGGAGAUUUCUUUGAACGAGUUGAUCUAACUAUCAAUGAAAACAAACCGUUUCAGGUUGUCAUUGAGGGAGUAGUUGGCAGUUACUCGGGAGACAUUGCUAUUGAUGAUGUAUCCAUGACACCUGGUUGUGUAUUGAUGAAUGGCACCCUUCCCACUGGGUUACCGACCCCUCCCACCACACCUAAUCCAUGUGGUAACAACAGUUUUGCCUGCAAGUCGGGGCAAUGCAUACCAUCCUCUCAGGUGUGUGAUUUUGCACCCCAGUGUUCAGAUGGAUCAGAUGAAGCAAGCUGUGGUACCUGCACUUUUGAAAAUGGCCAGUGUGGAUGGAACGAUGUCAGCAGUGGACGUUACAAUUGGCACAUCUUCCAGGGAUCCUCACCAGGAACAGGGGGUCCUAAAACUGACCACACUAAUGGUACUGCUGCUGGUCACUACAUGCUGGUGGAAGGAUCCACGGGAGUGUUCUACAGUCGAGCUCGCAUGGAGACACCACCUCUAGGAGCCACCGGCCCUAGCUGUCGUGUGUCUUUCUAUUACCACAUGUUUGGACUGGGAGCAGGAAAUAUCCGUGUCUUGAUCGUAAACAGCAACAAUCCAAGUGACAAGACCUACAUCUUCUCACAGACCAACAACCAGGGUAGUGGCUGGCAACAAGGAAGUGCAGACAUUGGUCAGCUCUCAGCUGGAUAUAAGGUGCAAUUUGAGGCCAACCCAACAAAAUCUUUUGCUCCUAACUCUGGUAUUCCCAACUCAGACAUGGCCAUAGAUGACGUUGUAUUUCAACAGUGUAGCCCAGUCACCAUAUUCAAUGCAUCAGCCAAUGUACUGAAUUGUACCUUUGAGUCUGGAUUCUGUGGAUACAUCCAGAACCAAAAAGAUGAUUUUGAUUGGACGAGAAGUAACCUCCAUUCACCCACCGUGGGAACAGGACCAGAUCGAGACCACACCACGGGGAAAGGAUACUAUAUCUACAUUGAGACUUCUGCCCCCAGACGCCAAGGUGAAAGGGCUAUAAUCUCCUCUGGUAUCAACAAAGCCACACCCACUUCUGGAAUGUGUUUAAAAUUCUGGUAUCACAUGUUUGGAGCCCAUGUCAAUACACUGAAUGUUUACCAACAGACUCCAAAUGGAAACAGGUCACUUAUCUGGACUCAAUCCGGAACACAAGGAAAUGUCUGGAAACAAGGAUUACAAAGCAUCAACAGUCCUCAGCCCUAUGAAGUUGUGUUUGAAGGAGUAGUUGGAAGCAGUUGGCAAGGAGACAUUGCCUUGGAUGACAUCAGCGUCGUAUAUGGAGCAUGUCCUCCUAAACGAAUAUGUGACUUUGAGGCUGGGUUCUGUGAUUGGACACAGGACAUAAAUGAUGACUUUGAUUGGACAAGAACAAGAAAUGGAACCCUCUCUAAAUACACAGGUCCACCAUAUGACCACACAACUGAAAGUCAGUACGGCUACUUUAUCUACAUCGAGUCAUCAGCCCCAAGAUCAAAGGGAGACAAAGCCAGAAUUGUCAGUAAGGUCUACUUACCAACAUCAAAUGGAGACUGCCUACAAUUCUGGUACUACAUGCAGGGGAAUAAUUCAGGAGAACUCAAUGUUUAUCUACGUCCCAAUAGUGGCAAUCCAGACAUACUGUUGUUCAAUAGGACAGGGGACCAACAAGUUUAUCGCUGGUUGUACCAGGCGGUGACUGUCAAGUCUAAGGGCGUGUUCCAGCUUGUGUUUGAAGGGGUGGUUAGUAAUGGGUACAUGGGUGACACGGCUCUCGAUGAUAUCAAGAUCCUGCCAGGCCAGUGUCCCCAGCCAGGCUCCUGUGAUUUUGAGAUUGAUACGUGUGGGUACAGUAACACACGGAAGGGAGACAACUUUGAUUGGCAGAGGAGUGCUGGUGCCACAUUGACACCCAACACGGGACCAACGGUAGACCAUACCACUGGCUCAGACAGAGGAUUUUACAUGUACAUUGAGUCUACCGGCAGAAAUCGGGGCCAGAGAGCUUGGUUAUACAGUCCGUAUUUUCCUCGAACCUCGGCUUCGUGUGUCAGCUUCUGGUACAACAUGAAUGGACCAAAUGUGGGAGCCCUGCGCCUGUACAAACCUGACAUUUCAAGGAGGAGUGUGAUGGUUUGGAAUGCCACAGGUAACCACCAGAAUAUCUGGCUGCAGGCUAACGUGGAUGUCGCAAGCUCUGUGGGCUUCCAGAUCACAUUUGAUGGAGAAGUAGGAAAUGGCUUUUCUGGAGACAUUGCCAUUGAUGAUGUUAUGAUCCAAAGUGGAACUUGUGCCUCACAAACCACAGCCAUGACUACACCAAUGGCAGUAUCCACUGUGUCGUACCCCCCCACCAAGUAUGACUGUACGUUUGAUGGUCCCACCCCCUGCCAGUGGACCCAAAAUUCUAAUGAUCAGUUUAAUUGGAGCACUCAUUCUGGAGGAACUUCAUCAGGUUUUACAGGACCCAAGUUUGACCACACCCUUCAAAGUAGCCGAGGUAAAUACAUAUAUACUGAGGCCAGUGGAAGGCAUCCAAAUGACACAGCUCAAUACGUCAGCCCUCAGAUGCCAUUAGACAGUACAGGAAAGUGUAUCAAAUUCUGGUACAACAUGUAUGGAUCAGACAUCAACCGACUCAACGUGUACGCUAAUGCAUAUGGUAAUAUGGGAACAGCUAUUUGGACUAAGGUUGGAAAUCAGGGACUGCAAUGGAAGUUUGCAUCUGUCUUCAUCAAUCUGACAUCACUUACUCCUCCAAGAAACACACAAACAAACAUACAGGUUGUGCUGGAAGGUGUAAUAGGAAAAGGCUACAAAGGAGAUAUUGCAGUAGAUGACAUUUUUGUCAAUACAGGAUCUUGCCCACCGUCUGACACUUGUGACUUUGAAGACCAGAAUGUUUGUGGAUAUACACAGGACAAAACCGAUGACUUUGAUUGGGUCAAAGACAAUGGUGGCACGACAACGCGUGGCACAGGGCCCAGUGUGGAUCACACCUACGGAACAAAAGAUGGCUAUUACAUGUACAUUGAGACAUCGGCCCCGAGACGUCCUGGUCAGAAGGCCCGCCUCUUGUCACCCACAUUCCCGCCCACCACCGGUCGCUGCAUGACAUUCUUCUACCAUAUGUAUGGCACAGUCGGAACUCUCAAUAUUCGUCUCUUCUCCCAGGGUACUCUCAGACCUGCAAUCUGGACAAGGUCAGGGAACCAGUACAACAUGUGGCGUAUUGGACAGAUCACGCUCAACAGUGAUACACCAUAUCAGAUUACAUUUGAGGGAAUCCGUGGAAGAUCGUAUCUUGGUGACAUUGCAAUCGAUGAUGUCAGCAUUGUAGAUGGAGCCUGUCCAGCACCUGGUAGCUGUAACUUUGAAACAGAUUUUUGUACCUGGACCAAUACAAUGACUGGUGAUGAUUUUGAUUGGCUGAGAAACAAGGGGGCCACAGGAAGUGCUAGAACUGGCCCCUCAGUGGACCACACUGUUGGAAAUGCUAAUGGAUACUAUGCCUAUAUUGAAGCUUCAGCUCCACGUAAGCCAGGAGACAAAGCCAUUUUACAGUCCACCACUCUGAAUGCCACCUCUGCCAGCUGUCUCUCUUUCUGGUACCUGAUGUAUGGAACCCAAGUGGGCUCUCUCAGCAUUAGAAUGGAGUCCGUACGCUCCACUCAGUAUGGAAAUGCCAUCUCUCUGUGGUCCAAUACAGGCAACACGGGACAGAAGUGGCUCCAAGCCAGUGUUAACAUCACCAGCCGAUUCGAGUACAUUUUAACCUUCACAGGAGUAGAGGGUCAAGGAUUCGCAGGGGACAUUGCAAUUGAUGAUAUCAGUCUAACCACUGGAACCUGUUCUGGGUCAUUUGGACCAAAAUUCUUCAGUUGUGGGGAUGGAACUACUUACACCCAGAGCCAGCAGUGUGAUUUCAACAAAGACUGCAGUAACGGAGUCGAUGAGAAGAACUGUGGAAAUUGUACGUUUGACGGAAGCACAGGACUUUGUGGCUGGUUUGACAACAGUGCUGGAUCCUUCCGCUGGGAAAGACACAACAAUGGAACAGAGACUGCCAAUACCGGUCCCUCCAGUGACCACACUUAUGGAGAUGCUACCCAUUAUUACAUGUAUGUUGAUGCCAGCAAUGGAAAAGCCAACUCGCUUGCCACUCUGAGAGGCCCCACUCUCCAACAGGCAGCCGAUACCUGUCAGAUGUCAUUUUACUAUCAUAUGUAUGGUAACCACAUUGGUCGAUUAUAUGUCUAUAUUGUCACAGGAGGAACAUCGACACGCCUGUCAAGCUUUUACAGAAAUCAAGGCAACCAAUGGAAUUUGUACACUGUCAACAUUGGUCGUAGGACUGCUCCUUUCAGCAUUGAGUUCCGUGCCUAUCGUAGCUACACAGUGAUUGGAGACAUUGCAAUUGAUGAUGUUUCUUUUGUGAAUUGUGGACUUCCUCCAAUACAGAGCUCAUGUCCCUCCACUCAGUUCACUUGCCAGCGUGGAUCCUGUGUAGACAUGUCUCGAGUCUGUGACUACACUGAUGACUGUGGAGAUAACACAGAUGAAAUUGGACCAAAUGCUCACUGUGACCAGUUCCCAUCUCGCUGUGACUUCUCUACCUCUCUGUGUGACUGGGUGCAGGACAGGGGAGAUAAGUUUGACUGGACCAGACGAAAUGCUCCCACUCCAUCAGUAUCCACAGGACCUUCUAGGGACCACACCACUGGGCUCCGAUCUGGCGGGUACAUCUACAUAGAGUCCUCCAGGCCCAGAAGACUUGGAGAUAAUGCUGUUCUCCUCAGUAGCAUGUACAGCACAGCACAAACCCAAGACCAGUGUAUGAUUACAUUCUAUUACAAUAUGAAUGGUCGAACCAUGGGGACUCUGAAUGUAUACACACUUGACAUCAACAAACAUCUAAGUAAAGUGUACACCGUGUCUGGAAAUAGGGGAGAUGUGUGGGUGAAGACCACUGUCAAUCUCAUCAGUCCAUAUCCAUUCCAGGUCUUGAUGGAGGGAGUGGUAGGAAGCGGUUACUACAGUGACAUUGCUGUUGAUGACACAGUCUUCAGUAAAGGCUGCAAGAAAACAAACCAGACCUUUGCCACCUCUAUAACUAUUCCUCCGACUGUUUCAACUGUCAGCCCAUGUGGAAGUGGAAAUUUUCAGUGUGCUGACCAGACUACCUGCAUACCAACCCAGAAAGUCUGCAAUUGGAUUGCUGACUGCACAGAUGGAUCAGAUGAAGCAACAUGUGGACCCUGUAACUUUGAAAAUGGAUUGUGUGGAUGGAAUGACCUCAGCACUGGACGUUACAAUUGGACCAGACACUCUGGAUCACAGAACACUGGAAAUGCUGUUGGACCUCAAACUGACCAUAGCACCAACACUUCUGGUGGAUAUUAUGCUUAUGUGGAAGGAACUUACAGAGUAUUCUUGAGUCGAGCUGUACUUCAGAGUCCACCUCUGCCACCUGCAUCAGACACUUGUGAAAUGUACUUCUACUACAACAUUAAUGGACAAAACACAGGAAGCUUAAUUGUUAAUGCCUUAGUCAACAGUACCAAGAAAACUCUAUUGCUAUUAAGUGGAAACCAUGGAUCUGCAUGGCAGAAGGGAACUGCAUACAUAGGCAAGUCCCUUGGAAAGACUACUGGCCAGUUCAGUAUCGUCUUUGAAGUCCUUCCAUCGAGGGGCUUCUCUGCCUCCACCACUUCUGAUAUAGCUAUUGAUGACAUCACCUUUGCCAACUGUUAUCCACUUGCUCCACCUCCAAACCUUGCUUGUGAUUUCUCUCAAAAUUUCUGCAAUUGGAACCAGGCUGUAGAUGAUGACUUUGACUGGUCCAGACUGAAUGGAUCCACCAAGAGUGUAGGAACAGGUCCAAAAUUUGACCACACUACAGGAACAGGACAAGGAUUCUAUGCAUUUAUCGAGACUUCAGCACCGAGGCAUAAAGGAGAUGUAGCUAUCCUUGAUAGUGCCAAUCUGCCCCCCACACCUCCCCAAGGCCAUUGUCUGACAUUUUGGUACUAUAUGUUUGGAAACAACAUUGGCAGUCUCAAUAUUUACCUUGUGACAAACAACAACAGAACUCUGUUUUGGUCUAGAAAUGGAACCCAGGGUGAUGCUUGGAAAAUGGCACAGAGACAGGUCAUAUCCAAUACUGACUUCCGACUUUCAGUCAAUGGCGUUGUUGGUAAUGGAUACCGAGGUGACAUUGCUAUUGAUGAUUUCAAUAUAACCAAUGGUGUGUGCCCACCACAGCCUGGAUGUGACUUUGAAGAUGGUACCUUCUGUGAUUGGACAAACUCGCAAAUGGAUGAUUUUGACUGGACAAUUGGCCAGAAUGGCACAGCAUCUGUAGGAACAGGUCCUCCAUUUGACCAUACAUUUGGAUCCAACACUGGUCACUUUGCCUAUAUUGAGAGUUCAGCUCCAAGACAACCCAAUGAUCAGGCCAUUUUGGUCAGUAGGUUCUACGAUGGUGGAGCUGCCAGAUGUUUACGGUUCUGGUAUCACAUGUAUGGAACCAGCAUUGGUUCUUUGAAUGUGUAUCAAGGUAACAAUGGUUCUCAGAUCCCAGAUCAAGUUUGGACAAGAAAUGGAGACCAGGAGAAUAUAUGGAGGAGAGCUACAGUAUCACUGAAGACUAGCCCAGGCAAGCAGUACCAGAUUCUCAUCAAAGGAGUUCGAGGGAUAGGAUACAGGGGUGACAUUGCCAUUGAUGAUCUUCUGGUCACAGAUGGCCGGUGCCCACCAGAUGGCUCCUGUACUUUUGAACAGGACACUUGUGGAUGGACUAAUGCAUUGACCGGAGAUGAUUUUGACUGGCUUAGAGAUUAUGGAGGAACACCAUCUACCACAACCGGACCGAGUGAAGACCAUACCCUAGGAACCAAAGCAGGCUACUACAUGUACAUUGAAUCUUCUGGAAAUAAUAGGAAAGUUGGAGAAAAAGCCUGGCUGGUCAGUGACAUUCUUACAAGAACUGUGGGCAGCUGUCUCUAUUUCUGGUAUCACAUGUAUGGAGCUGGCAUUGGAUCACUGAAUAUCUACAAACAGGACUUCUUCAACAAACAGAAAACCAUGGCCUUCAGUCUUAGCGGCAACCAAGGAAAUACAUGGCAUCAGGCCGCAGUAAACUUUGUGUCUAAUCAUGAAUACAGUAUAAUAUUUGAAGGAGUUUAUGGUGGAAACUAUACAGGUGACAUUGCCAUUGAUGAUAUCCUUAUUUCUGCAAACCCUUGCUCUGCCACAACACCAACAUCUGCUAUCUCUAUGGGAACAACCCCUGCAGUCUUCCCCAGAACAGCGGUGGACUGUGACUUUGAGUCAGGUCUCUGCUCUUGGAACCAAGAUGUAGGAGAUGAUUUCAAUUGGACAAUGAAAAAUGGAUCAACCAGUUCAGGUGGCACUGGACCAGUAUCUGACCACACAUUGAAAAAUAAUCUAGGCCAUUACAUCUACAUUGAAGUGUCAGGAAAGCUCCCAAAUACAACAGCUAGAAUAAUUAGUCCCUCUGUGUAUGUCAAGUCUGCUGGUGUGUGCCUGAAAUUCUGGUACAACAUGCAUGGAGCUCACAUCAACAAUCUCAACCUAUAUGUCCAAAAUGUGUCCUCCACAAGGAGACAGCUCCUGUGGAACAAGCAUGGAAACCAAGGAUUAUUCUGGAAAUAUGCCCAGGUCCAUCUCCAAAGUCAAGGACAAGUGAAGUUUGUGUUUGAGGGUGUAGCAGGUGUCAGUUACCAAGGAGAUAUUGCUCUGGAUGACAUUUCACUAAACCAGGGUUUAUGUCCAGGGUCCUUGACUUGUGACUUUGAGUAUGGAAUGUGUGGAUAUACCCAAGAUGUGUCUGAUCAAUUUGACUGGGCACUACAUUCAUCAAGUACAGCUAGCAGAGGCACUGGACCAGUAAGCGAUCAUACCUAUGGAACGGCAAGUGGGCAUUAUGUGUACAUUGAAUCGUCUGCUCCAAGGAGAAGGAAUGACAAAGCAAGAAUUGACAGUCCAUCCUUCCCUGCCACCUCAGGUACUGGAUCUUGUCUAACAUUUUGGUACAAUAUGUACGGAAGAAACAUUGGUGCACUGAAUAUGUAUCUGAAACAAGGAACCUCCAGUCAGCUUCAAAAUCCUAUUUGGACGAUGUCAGGAAAUCAGGGCAACAAAUGGAGGAUUGCACAGAAGUCUAUUAACAGCCCAGCGGCAUUCAGGCUGACUUUUGAAGGAGUUAUUGGCAAUGGAUAUGCUGGGGAUAUUGCAAUCGAUGAUAUCAAGCUGGCCAGUGGUGCCUGCCCACCUCCUGGAAGCUGUGACUUUGAGAGUGAUGUGUGUACUUGGACCAAUGUCCAGCAAAAUGAUACUUUUGACUGGGAGAGAGCUAGGGGAACUACUGCAAGUACAGGCACUGGACCGUCCACAGAUCAUACACUGAAGACUAUUUAUGGUACCUACAUCUAUAUCGAAGCUUCUGCUCCAAGAAAACGUGGUGAUAAGGCAUGGCUUGCCUCCCAAACAUUUGAGAGUUCAAAGACCCCAGUUCGCUGUAUGACUUUCUGGUACAAUAUGUAUGGAGUACAAAUGGGAACCCUCAACAUCUAUCAGUAUUUUUUUACAUCCACUCCAAACUCAGUGUUUACUCUCACAGGAAACCAAGGUCGGGGAUGGAAACAAGGCAAUGUAGAGUUUACAUCAACUAAUGGUAGAGAUUACCAGAUACUGAUAGAGGGUGUAGUGGGUGGUGUUCUAGGAGACAUUGCUAUUGAUGAUAUUUCCAUCACAGCUGGACACUGUAUCAAUCCAACAAUUAACCCAACUUGUCCCUUCAGAUGUGGCAAUGGACAGUGUUUGACAAGUAUCAACAGUGUCUGUGACUUCAACAGUGAUUGUCCAAAUGGUGAGGAUGAAUCGAAUUGUGGCUUUAACUGUGAUUUUGAGCCGAGUCAUCCAUCCUGUAAAUGGAACAGCACCUCAUCAGGAUUCCAGUGGAUUACAUCCAAAGGAUCAUCCUCCACUCAGAAUACCAACCAACCUAGGACUGACCAUACAACACUGGGACCUAAUGGGUAUUACAAGUAUGUGGCCCCCAAGGCAGGAGUAUAUACAAGACUAGCAGAUUUAACAAGUCCAGUGAUUGGCCAAUCAUCAACCACCUGUCAGCUGACUUUCUGGUAUCAUAUGAAAGGCAGCCAAAUCCUCCGAGUGUAUCUGAAAGAGUUAACUGGUUUCACUAGAACUCAAAUUUUCUAUCUGUCUGGAGACCAGGGCAAUGUGUGGAAGCAGGCCAUUGUUCCUAUUGGAAGAAUGCACUCCCAAUUCCAGGUGAUCAUUACUGGACAGCGAACUUACAGUGGUGUGGGUGACAUUGCAGUAGAUGACAUCAGCUUCCAAGGCUGUGCAUUCCCAACCUCUUCUUCAUGCAACUCAUUUGUGACAUUUAAAUGUACAAGUGGAGCCUGUGUCUCCCAGAAUCGGGUGUGUGAUUAUUCUGAUGACUGUGGGGACAAUACAGAUGAGGCCAACAACACCUGCUCUGCCUACAACAGAUGUAACUUUGAACAUGGCCUUUGUGACUGGACUCAGCUUACAGAUGAUGAUAGAGACUGGACUCUCCGCAGUGGUCCAACACCAUCAGCCUUGACCGGACCGACCAAAGAUCAUACUCUGAACUCUAAUACUGGACAUUAUCUCUACUUAGAGACCUCAAGACCGGUCAAACCAGGACAGAAAGCAAGGAUUGCCAGUCGCACCUUCCAAGCAUCUAGUGCUCAACCCUACUGCCAAUUCCGAUUCUUCUACUACUUGUAUGGUAGAGAUGUAGACACACUUACUGUCUACUACAGAAAUCAGAUAAAUGGGCCAUUAUUUAAUGUUCUCUCCGUGCAUGGAAAUAUUGGCUCCUACUAUGCCAGACAAGUGGUCAACAUAAGAUCCUCCUCUCCAUUCCAGGUAGUGAUAGAAGCAACAGCAGGAGCUUCCUAUCUGUCUGAUAUUGCCAUUGAUGAUGUUUCUUUCUCUUCAGACUGUCACCCAUAUCCAGGAGUCUUACCCUUAGGAACGCCUGCCACCACUGUUCCCACUACUCUAGGACCAUGCAAAGGAGGUCACCAAUGUGGUGAUAUGACCUGUGUGACUCCCUAUCAAGUCUGCGACUUUAUACCUCAGUGCAAUGACAGGUCAGAUGAGGCAGCUUGUGGGCAGUGUAACUUUGAACAAUCAAGUUGUGGAUGGGCUCCUGUACAAGGUGGACGAUACAUCUGGAAGAGGCAUAAUUCCUCAACCCCAACUUCCUUCAAUACGCCUCAAAAUGAUCACACUUAUGGAACCUCUCAAGUAGGAAACUACAUGUUUAUUGAUGGUUCCUCUGGUUCCUAUGCCUCGGACACUAGAUUGGUUUCACCAGUGUAUGGCAAUCUGAGUGCCUCGUGUACCGUGUCUUUUGCUUACUACACCAACGUAGGACCAUUCAGCAAGUUAAGUCUCUUCUUGUAUCCUCCAAAUUCUGACCCAACAACUGCCAGUAGCUCCAACUUCUACAGGUUGUGGACAUCAUCAAGAAAUGUGGGCAGUCAAUGGCAAAAUGCCACUGUAGGAAUUGGCAGUCGAAGUCCAGGAUACAGGUUAGCUUUCGUUGCAAGAAACUUUGACAGAAAUAGAGGAGGCAUAGCCAUUGACGAUGUGAUCUUUAAUACAUGUGCACUAGGACAAAUUGGUCAAUGUGCUCCCAAUCAGUUUAAAUGCUUGAGAGGAUCUUGUGUGGACAUGUCAAGAAGAUGUGACUUCUCCAAUGACUGUGGUGAUAAUUCAGAUGAGAUUGGAUGCAGUAACUAUGUGGAAAGAUGCAACUUUGAAACUGACAUUUGCAACUGGGUACAAGACAUCAGUGACAGAUUUGACUGGACAUGGAAACAAGGAACCACUGCCACUCCAGGAACGGGACCAAACUUUGAUCAUACGUAUGGGACCUCAUCUGGACAUUAUGUCUACAUUGAGACAUCUUCACCACGUUUACCAGGUGAUACGGCACGUUUGAUAUCGCCAGUGUUUCAGGCUAAUUCCCAGGCUGGCUUGUGUCAGUUAAGAUUCUUCUAUCACAUGCAUGGACAAGACGUGAAUGAAUUAAAUGUGUAUUUCGAAAAAUAUGAAAUGGGACCAAGAAUAUUAAUCUAUCAGAGAAAUGGUUCUCAGCCUGACAUGUGGAUUCAUGCAAUGAUUGACCUAACCAGCAUGCUCCCUUUUAGAGUGGUGAUUGAAGGUGUUCGUGGUAAAGGUUAUCAUGGAGACAUUGCCAUUGAUGAUGUAUCCUUCACCAGUGGCUGUAAACUGGCUCCUGUGUCCUAUCUUCCCCAGACUCUAACCACUAUUGGUCCUUGUGGAGCUGGAAAAGGCCAGUGUACAAAUGGACAGUGCAUUAAAGCUACCAUGUUCUGUGACUUCAAAAGAGACUGCAGUGAUGGGAGUGAUGAAAGUUCUUGUCCUAGUACAUGCAAUUUUGACAAUGGACAAUUCUGUAACUGGCAGAAUGACUUGAGCAACUCUCUGAACUGGACCAUAGGAAGUAACAACAACCCAUCACCCAGUCCAACAACAGACCACAGCACAAGUUCUACAGCAGGAAAGUUUGCCCUUAUCCAGUCCAAAGCUUUAGAUCGCAGUCGCAAGAUUGCCCGACUGGUAAGCCCCAUGUACUAUCAGGCAGGAACUGCUUGCACUUUCACAAUGUGGUACAAUACAAAUGGAACGGGCAUCCAACAUUUAGGGGUGUAUUUCACAGAGGGAGAGAGUUACAAUAAUUUAUGGAUAAGAAAUGCAUAUCAGCUCAGAUCCACCCAAAUGGUCUGGAGAAAAGCAACUGUUCAACUCCCAAAAUGUCCAAUGAAUUUCAAGCUUACUAUUGAAGUAGCAACAUAUGGAAGACAAACCAACUAUGUUGCCAUUGAUGACUUAGCUUUCACUCAAUGUCAUUAUUUGCCUCCAACCACCUCCUGUUUGAUGGGACAAUUUACCUGCCGUUCAGGAAACUGUGUGCCACAAAAUCUCAAAUGUGACCUCCAGGUAGACUGCUGCGAUGGAUCAGAUGAGAGUCGAAGCAUCUGUUCGGGAUAUCAGCAAUGCAACUUUGAGUAUGGACUGUGUGGGUGGCAGCAAUCCACCACAGAUAGGUUUGACUGGAAAAGACAUCAGGGACCAACCAAUUCUCUCAACACAGGGCCAACUGCAGAUCAUACCUCUGGAACAAGGUCAGGAUAUUACAUGUACAUUGAGUCUUCUAGACCUCAGAGACCAAAUGAUACAGCACAGUUGGUUUACAAUUUGAAUGUCCCAACAUCUCCUUGUGCAAUGAGACUUUGGUACCACAUGUAUGGCAAGAAUGUUGGUCAGCUCAACAUCUACGUCAAAACUCUAAACAGAGGAACAGUUCUCUUAAAGACAAUUUCAGCCAAUCAGAAUCAGACCUGGCACAGACUGGAAGUAAGCCUGCAGAGCACUACACCUUACCAAGUUGUUAUAGAAGGAGUGGUGGGAGUGGGAUAUCUUGGGGAUAUUGCCAUUGAUGAUGUCAGCUUCACCCCUGGGUGUGGAAGCUCUGUACCCAUCACCCCAGCAGUUUCCACUACACCAAAUCCAAAUGCAUGUGGCGAUAGUAAAUUUGCCUGUGGUGAUGGAACGUGUAUACCAAUAUCCAAGGUGUGCAACUUCCAGUCAGACUGCCAAGACAACUCGGAUGAAAGCCAGUGUCCACAAACAUGCAAAUUUGAACAGGACACCUGUGGUUGGCAAGAACUUCCUUUGGAUCGGUUUGAUUGGACAAGAGCUAAUGGAUUAUCCACAUCUUCCAACAGAAACAUGGCCCCAAACACAGACGACACAUAUAAAAACCAGAAUGGUUAUUACAUGUACAUCAACGACCAGACAGGCGGUCAGACCUCAGGUCUAAUAGCUGGUCUCCAAAGCUCUGUCUUCAAAUCAGCAAAUGCAGACUGUAAGAUAUCAUUCGCUUACUACACAACAGGAUCAGUAAUUGGUACUCUGUAUUUGUAUGUGGUAGAAAAUAAUGCCUUGACACCACUCUGGAGACUUUUACCAGUUUCCAAUAGACUGGAUGAUCAGUGGCACAGUGUUACAGUUGGAAUUGGAAGAAGAACCUCUGACUUUAACAUUCUCUUCAAAAAGGUUACAGCAAAAUACAAUGGCACUACAGCAAUAGAUGACAUCAGCUUCACAGACUGCAGGAUGAGACCACCGGUCACACAAUGUAACACACUCACCCACUUCUGGUGUUCCAACAAAGUGUGCAUUCCCCAAAGUAAGCAGUGUGACAAUGUAGAUGACUGUGGAGAUGGUAGUGAUGAGGGAAGUGUGACCUGUGCUAGCUAUGCCCGCUUCAACUUUGAGCAGGGAACAGGAAAUCUGAUCCAGGGUCAGAACGGAGUGGAGGAUGACUUUGAUUGGAGGAUAUAUGCUGGAAACACCCCGUCUGGCUUUACAGGGCCCCGAUGGGACCACACCUAUGGAAAUAGCAGUGGACAUUAUCUAUACAUGGAAGCCUCUACACAAAAAUAUAACUCAAAGGCUUGGAUUCUGACCAACACGUUCUACCGCACCAGUGGAAGGAACUGUGUGAUGAGGAUGUUCUACUUCAUGUACGGAGUGUACAUCAACCAACUGAGUGUGUAUUCUAGGAUGUAUUCAGCAGGACCUCCAACUCACACUCUCUUCACAAGAUCUGGUGAGCAGGGCGCCUUCUGGCAGGAGGUUGUCCUUCCUUUGAAUUACUCCUCAGAUUUCCAGAUCAUUAUCGAGGCCAAAGUUGGAGAUAACUACAAGGGAGACAUUGCCAUUGAUGACAUCAGCUUUACCCCCGACUGCCAAACCUCCAGCAACACAUUGCCACCCCCACCAGCAACUCAAGGUCCCAGUGGGUCCACCAUCCGACCUCCGGUCACCAGACCAUCCAACUGUAACCCCAGCAGUCAGUUCACUUGUACGUCAGACAGAACUUGCAUCAAGAAGAACCAAGUAUGUGACUUCAGAAAGAACUGUGCAGAUGGAUCUGAUGAAGCUCAGUGUGUUCCCACAUACUGUGGAUUUACCAAUGGUUCUCUGUGUAACUGGAAAAUCAAUGCCUCCCACUCCAGUGUCCCGGAUCAAACUUACAAGUGGAAAGUAGACACAGCGAGUACUGCAACAUCGAGCGACUUUAGACCCACAGAGGAUCAGCAGGGAUACCGUGGAGGCUGGUACAUUUGGGCUGAUAGUUCCCCAGGAUCAUUUAGAGAUACAACAGAGUUAUAUACUCCUACAAUAGGACAGACUGGUCCCCAGUGUAAACUGGUACUCUAUUACUGGAUGCAAGGCCAUGCCAGACACUCCAUGGAAGUGUAUGUCCAAGUUAAUAACAAAACUGAUCAUCUCUGGGCGGGAGAAGAUGACCAUGGCAAACAGUGGCAGCAUUUGGAAGUGUUCAUUGGUCCAAGACAGAACUUCAAUUUAGUCAUUCAGGCACGACGGGGUAGAUCUUUCAUUGGAGACCUAUCAGUAGACAGCAUCAACUUCAUCAACUGUCAGCCCCCCAUCACUCUUCCUCAGGGCUGCCCGGCUAACAGCUUACAGUGUAACAAUGGCUACUGUGUCAAACAAAACCUGAAAUGUGACUUCUCCAAUGAUUGUGGAGAUGGUUCAGAUGAAAUAGCUGUUGAGUGUGACCAGACCUAUAAGGGCCGCUGUAACUUUGAACAUGGUCUGUGUCCACAGUGGCAGAAUGAUCCGUCAGCAGACAUUAAAUGGUUGCCGUCUUCAGGUCGUACCAGGACCCUUGGAACUGGACCUUUGGGUGAUCACACAACAAGGAGUAGCUCUGGAACAUAUUUGUACAUUGAAAGUUCAAGUCCACAAAAACCAGGAGACAAAGGUCGUCUGAACUCAGCAACAAUCAAAGGAAUAUCUCAAGACUGUACGCUGAGGUUAUACUUCCAUAUGUUUGGAGCCAACAUGGGAACCCUGAACAUUAAGAAACGAUACAGCUUCCUCACAGAGAAUUUGGAAUCACUCUAUUCUUGGAGUGGUAACCGUGGAGAUUUCUGGUACCGGCUGGAACAAAAUCUGACAACCAGUAAUGCAGGAGACUUUGAGGUUGUUAUUGAAGGAAUAGUUGGUAAUGGUUUCUAUGGAGACAUUGCAAUUGAUGACAUCUCCUUGACACCAGGCUGUCAGUUUGCAGCCAAUCAGAUUCCUGGGGUCCCUACUCCUCCUCCUACCGUGCCUGGAGUAUGUGGACCAAACAAACUGACCUGUGCAAAUGGAAACUGUUACAGCCAGUCCCAGAAGUGUAACUUCAGAGACGACUGUGGAGACAACAGCGAUGAGGCCAACUGUGGAACAUCAUGUAAAUUUGAAUCUGACAGAGGACAACAGUCUUUUUGUGGAUGGCACAACUCCAUCAAUGAUAAUCUGGACUGGAAAUUGAUUUCUGGCCCCACCCCCAGCAAAUACACAGGACCACAGAAUGACCACACCUUAGGAACUUCUGCAGGCCACUAUCUGUAUGUGGAGAGCUCCAACCCGGCCAGUCCGCAGGACAAAGCCCUCCUGGAGAGUAGCAAGUACUACCAAUCAGGCCCCAACUGUAACCUUACUUUCUGGUACAACAUGAAUGGCCGAGAGAUCGGAACAUUGCAAGUCCUACUCAAGACCAGCAUCAGUAACCAGCUGCUGAGACUGUGGCAGAAGACUGGAAGCCAAGGGCCAGACUGGAAACAAGCCUCCAUCCCAAUUAGCAGCAACAGUCAGUUCGCGAUCAUCUUUGAAGCUAAGACAGGCUUUGGAUACCUAGGAGAUAUUGCCAUUGAUGAUAUUAAUUACUCUGGUUGUGAUACAGGUCAGCCAAUAGAAAGCUGCCGUCCGACACAGUUCCUGUGUGCCAACCAGUUAAUGUGUAUAGAAAGACGAUACAGAUGUGACGAGAAGGUGGACUGUCAGGACGGAUCUGAUGAAGACAACUGCAGGCCAUUUAAUGGAGACUGUAAUUUUGAGACUACUCUGUCUCAGUGCCAGUGGAAGCAGAGUAUCGGAGAUGAUGGGGACUGGAUGGUGGCACAUACCACUGUCAACGGACCCAAGAGAGACCACAGAAACACCGCCACAGGUCACUUUAUCUACAUGGACAGCUCCCUGCAGAGCCCAGGGGACGGGGUUAGGGUCCAAACCCCAUUCUUCCCAGCAAGCCAUGGCGUGUGUUACAUGCGAUUCUGGUACUUCAUGUUUGGGUCACCUGGUAUGGGACCCCUGAAGGUGUUCCUGCAGAACAGGAAUGCUAAUACCACAGACCUGGUGUGGGAGAUGGUGGGCAGUCAAGGAGCACAAUGGAAAUAUGUCAACAUCCCAGUAGGAAGUGCCCAAGACUUUUCUGUCAUUUUUGAGGCUACAAGAGGGGACCAGGAUCACUCGGACAUUGCCAUUGAUGAUGUCUCUUUCACUCCAGAAUGUGGAACAGGAGCGCCACCUACAGCGCCCAGUCAUAAAGUCUGUUACCAGGGGAAAUUUUUCUGUGCUCCAAAAGAUGUGUGCUUCCCCAACUCCUGGAAAUGUGACGGUGUGCAGGAUUGUCCGGACGGAUCUGAUGAACCAAGCACCUGUCCAACCACACCCCCAGUCACUGGAACAGUGAGCUCCAGAGCUUCAAAGUCCUUACCAGUAACAUCUUCACCCCCUCCCACCACAACCCACAAGAUCAAGACCUCAUGUGCCGAGUCCAAGUUCCAGUGUAACGAUGACACCUGCAUACCCCUGCUGUUGCUAUGUGAUGCAGUAGCUGAUUGUCCAGACGGAUCGGAUGAAACACCAAGCAACUGUCCUAUACAGAAAUGUGAUGUUGGAUUUUACUACUGCAAACAACAAAGGCAAUGUAUUAAUGGGACACGAUGCGACAAUAUUGACGAUUGUGGAGACAAGACGGAUGAAAGUGUUUGUGGCAAUGCUUGUCCUCCAAAUUUCUGCCAAAGUGGAUCAGUGUGUCAGAAAUCAGGUGUACAGACACUGUCCUGCAGCUGUCCUAAAGGCUUGCAUGGUAUUAGAUGUCAGUAUCGAGAAACAAGCGUGCUGAGACACUCGUCAAAUUCACCGGCAUCAUCCUCUGGCUGGAAAGCAGGCGUGGGCGUUGCCGUGGCGUUGGUUUGCAUUGUGGGCAUUGUCAUAGCAGGCUAUUUCUUAUGGAGAAGACAAAAACAGAGGAACUUCAAUCAAAGACUUGGCAUUGGUUUAGAAAACCCCAGCUAUGAUGGAGGUGAUAUGCAUGAUUUCCAGAUGGAGGACCCCUUUCAUGGAGUAGUGAGUACAACCAGUUCCCACAUCAAAUAUUAUCUCAGAGAUAAACAUCUACAUAAAACUUAUUACAAUAUACUGUAUUUGCACUCCAUUAAUGUUUAUUCUGUUUUGUUUUGCAGAAAAUGACUUCUGAUUCCACCUCAAUAGAGAAUCCUCUUUAUCAGGAUGCCACAACAUGACCAUGAUUUUACAAAUACUCAGUGAUUCUAAAAAUACUCAAACUGUGAUUUUUACUGGACCAAUACUCAUAAACUUCUUAAACAUUUGUUUUUUCUGUUUCUUGUAUUUGUUCUUUGUUGUGUUUGAUAAAUGAAAUAAAAAUAUGCUUUUCAAUUGUGGAAGAGAAUCCAG